This is a messenger RNA of Danio aesculapii, 3384 nucleotides long. It is a transcript of the gene fam72a, whose product is annotated as family with sequence similarity 72 member A. The record is from RefSeq and is a predicted model, not a curated record. The transcript is spliced from 5 exons. Lineage: Eukaryota; Metazoa; Chordata; Actinopteri; Cypriniformes; Danionidae. Bases 173 to 616 code for a protein of 147 amino acids. Gene Ontology annotation, cellular component: cytosol.
UCGACACGGACGUAAACAAACGUAGCUUAGCAAUCUAAGCCCCGUUGUAGCGAAAGAGAAAUGUUACUGUAGCGCAAUGUGUUUAUUUGCCGCCGAGAUCUAGAAAGAGCUGUUAUCAUUACAGGAGCUGCGUUUUACCAGGAGCUGUACCCGAAAAGAGCUCAAUUCUACAAUGUCUACUUCAAAUUUCAAGAAUAAGUGCGUGACACAAAUCAACUGUAUAUACUGUGAUAGUCUGCUGUGUACGAGAGGGAUGAAAGCAGUGCUUUUGGCUGAUACGGAAAUAGAGCUGUUCUCAACCGACAUACCACCAAAUAGGACAGUUGAUUUUGUGGCAAGCUGCUAUUCCACUGAAAGCUGCAAAUGCAAAUUAAGAGAUAUUGCUUGUUUGAAAUGUGGGAAUGUUGUGGGAUAUCACGUGGUGGCCCCAUGCAAACCCUGCUUGCUGUCCUGUAACAAUGGUCACUUCUGGAUGUUCAACAGUGAGGCCGUGUCCACCAUCAAUAGACUGGAUGCAACAGGGCAGAACCUGCUCCUGUGGGGAGAUCUUCCGGAACUGGAAGACAGUGAUGACGAGAGCUUGGAAAGUUUCUCAGAAGAAGAGUACCUCAGAUAGAAACACAGGCCAAAACAAGUAGACUCUGACGGUAGCGAACUAGUUUGCUUUCACAGAUCUCCGUUUAAAGCACAGUGAAUUGUCUUUAGCUGACUGGGAAAAGGCAAAAAAAUAGGUCUUUACCAUCUAGCUUGUUUCAUAUUCAUGCUUCUGCUAUUUUCUUUCGGCAUUCAUCUCAUAUUUAUUUAAGUAUGUCAGAGUGCCACUACCAAAGAAAAAAUGUGUCCGUUUUCUUUGCUUUGCGGUUGCAGUAGCACAAAACAUGGUGAUGGGACUUUAAGACUUACUAAAGUAUCCUCAUGUGUGUCUAUGCAGCAUUCACAAUGGUUUCAGGCUGUUCCAGUAGAAUAACAGCAGUGAUAAUUAAGGUGUUAAUACAGCUUGUUUGCUCGAGUACCAAUGCAGUUUUUUGGAGGCGAUCAAAUGGCUACCCUGCUAGCCAAAAAAGAGAUGGGUAGAUAGAUAGAUAGAUAGAUAGAUAGAUAGAUAGAUAGAUAGAUAGAUAGAUAGAUAGAUAGAUAGAUUAAAGUAAAUAACCAACAUACCAUGUUUUAAUGGUUUAUUAGUAUAUAUCUGCUUUAAAAUUGAACGACAAGUAGUCACUUCAAGACAUGAUGGAUAUCAUUACGUAUAAUGGUAUCUUUAGGGCCAGAUUUACCAAAAUGGAUUUUUGUUAGAGUUACCCAUUGCAGUUUCCUUUGCAGACACAAAAUGUAUAGGAGGACAGUGUUUAAAGUCUGUGUGAACAAAGUUGCUAAGACUUUUUUUCAGUAUACUGAUGUACUUCCAACUGAAACCGAAUACUGAGUGGGGCGGUGCUUUCUUUUUCCGCAUUAUUCCCUCAAAGCAAACUUAUAGUAAGAGAGGCGUGAUUAAGAAUUGAGGUUAUAUGAAAUGUAUGUAAAUGAUCUGCUGCAUUCAUGUUAUUUAAUUCAGUGCUUCUCAACCAUGUUCCUGGAGGAUCACCAGUUCUCCACAUUUUCAAUGUCUUCUUUACCAAAUACACCUUAUUCAGAUCAACAGCUCAUUAACAGAGACUGAAAGACCUGUAAUGGGUGUGAUAGACAAAGGAGGCCUCCAAAACAUGUAGUGUUGAUGGUCCUUCAGGAACAUGGUUGAAAAACACUGAUUUAAUUAAUGCGUUUGUCGGUAGAUCACUCCCAAAACAUUCCACUUACAUCAGCAAUUUUUCUGGAAUUUCACUUUUUUGCUACUUUGCCCUGUUUUAGUUGAUCUGCUCUUGAGAGUGUGUUUACACUUGUAGUUUAGUACUUGUGGUUUGCUUUGUCUGGACCACAAAAGAACACAUUUAGAUUCUCCUAGCAUUCACAUUAUUCAUGUUAAGACCACACCUAAAGAUACCAAAAAUGCUUUUAUGACAAGUACUUUGCGACAGAUUUCACCAAACAUACAAAACAUUGCUGUGAGCUGGGCUAAAUGUGCUUGCUGUUUGUGUGUACAUGGUGUGUGUGUGGGUUUUUUUCCCAGUUCUCAAAGAUCUGCUGCAAGAAAAUGCAUUUCUGAUGCCUUCUGAACUGUAAUGGGCAGUUUAUGCUUUUCAUAGUCGCAUCUUGUGAUGUCAUGUACUGUUUUUGGGUCGUUUAGAUGAUUUUGGUCCAUGUGUUUAUAUUUCAGUCUAACCACACCAGUUUGUUUGGAAGUGGACGGAGAGCUAGCUUUUCAGUGGUUUUGGUUAAUUUGUUUGGUUCAGAUGGCAGCCUUCAUUUAUUCACAUGAAUCAUGAACAAAACAAACCAAGGUUUAUUUUAACCUAGGGCUGGGCGAUUAAUCGAAAAGUAAUCUAUCAACAUUCAAAACCUGUAACUGAGCUAAUUUUUACAGAUCGAAUUUUUUUUCUCAGUUUCUUUCCUGAUUUGUGACCCUGCUCUGCACCUUUUUUAUACUUAAAGUAGGACGAUGGAUGCAUUCUUGAGCUGUACUUUGCAGUACAUUGGCGAUGGUUUGAAGUUGUGCCAGAGAUGCCUAGAGAUUGCAUAUUUUCCAUUACAUUAAUAUUAUUAUUUACAUUUAAGAAAUGCUUAAAUAUUAAUUACAGGAUAAACAAGAAAUAUUUUAUUUAGAAAAGAUACUGCUUAUUUUCUACUUUUUAAUAUGAAAACACUGAAAAUAAUUUACUUUGUUUACAAAAGUUAUUUAUUUUCACUUUUUUAUAAGAAAAAAAGAGACUGUUGGUUUUAGGCAACGUGUGUUUUUAUUUCAGUUGAUGUUCAAUAAAUGAUCAUAGAUAGUAGAUAGUGUGUGUUUUAGGGCUGGGCGAGUAAUCGAAAUUGACAUUCAUAACCUAUAAUCGAUCAAAUUUUUCCAAGUAAAUUUUUUUUUCAGUUAGUUUCCCUACAGCGGGUUGAGUCAUGUGACCCCACUCUGUUUACUUUUCUGCAUCGAUUCUGGCUGACGUGCACCUCUCAAAAAAAUUAACUACACAUUGGGUUGUUGCAUAGCGCAAGCUCUGUGAUUGGUUGGUUUGGUAUCGUUGAUGAGUGUGGGCGGGGCCGAGAGUGAUAGGUGAGUCUUUACAAGUGUCCAGUCUCAUGAAGGAGCUGUUUUGUGUUUACCUUAUGAUUAAAGUUAUUGCACGUCCACCAGUUCCCGCCUUUGAAUGAGCGAGUUUGAGCUACUUCUACAUUAAGGUAGCGUUCAGAAAAAAACAAACACUCGUGAAGAAACUCUGCACUCAAGACAUGUUUAAAAUAUUAUUUACAGGUUAUACAAUUUUACAGGUUACAGGUUUUACAGGUUUACAAUUUAAA